AUGGCUGCGCGGUUUCCAACUCCCGGGUUAAAGGACGGUGUCGACUUCGCGGGCACGGUAGCAGCCGUCGGAGCAGAGGUUGAAGACUUUGAAGUGGGAGACGGCGUUUUCGGUUGUGUUCCUAGCAACAAGCAAGACGACCCGGAAUCAGGUUCCUUCGGCGAAUAUGUGAAGAUUGAAGCCAUCUACGCUCUGCGUAUCCCUCCAAAUACAUCGUUUGAGCAGGCCCUCGCUUUCGGGCCCGCCUGCGUUUCUACGGUUGCGUUGGCGCUGCAUGAGAGCCUUAAAAUGCCAGUGACACCGGACGAGGUCGCAGGCCACAAGGGUCACAAAGAAGGAGAGGCAGUGCUUGUAUAUGGAGGUAGUAGCUCUGUUGGGUUGUUGGCUAUACAACUGCUCAAGCUAAACUUUACCCUCGUUAAGAAAUACGGGGCAGAUGCUGUUUUUGACUACCGUUCCCGUACGUGCGCCGCUGAUAUAAAAGCGUACACGCGCAACAAGCUCAAGCGCGUUAUCGACCCAUUCGGUGAAAUCGCAACCACGUCCCUCUGCUACGAGGCCAUCGGAAGAGCGGGGGGCGUAUAUUGCGCCCUCGAACAGUACCAGGAGUCUCUUUGCACGCGCCAGACAGUUCGGCAUCAGUUGAUCAUGGGACCGGCGAUCCUCGGUAGAGGGGUUUUGCUCCCAGAGCCUUACGGUGUGAAAGCGGAUCAGGAGCUCCAUGAGUGGUCUAAGAAGUUUUACCAGAGUCUGCAGAUCCUGAUCGACGAAGGGAGGCUAAAGCCGCUGCCGAUCAAAAUUUUGGAGCCUUCCGGAUUCGACACGGUGCUCGUAGGUUUGGAGUUACUGAAAGCCAAGCAGGUUUCGGGACAGAAAUUGGUCGUACGAGUAGUGACUUAG
Molecule: messenger RNA, 900 nt
Organism: Scedosporium apiospermum
Lineage: Eukaryota; Fungi; Ascomycota; Sordariomycetes; Microascales; Microascaceae
Exons: 2
Coding region: 1-900 (299 amino acids)
Molecular function (GO): oxidoreductase activity, acting on NAD(P)H
Source: RefSeq, a predicted model, not a curated record